Messenger RNA from Pollicipes pollicipes, 8442 nucleotides. RefSeq names its product talin-2-like. The record is from RefSeq and is a predicted model, not a curated record. Gene Ontology annotation, cellular component: focal adhesion; cytoskeleton; plasma membrane. Gene Ontology annotation, molecular function: integrin binding; actin filament binding; structural constituent of cytoskeleton. Gene Ontology annotation, biological process: actin cytoskeleton organization; cell-cell adhesion. Lineage: Eukaryota; Metazoa; Arthropoda; Thecostraca; Pollicipedomorpha; Pollicipedidae.
GAGUACCGUCCUGUUUUCCUGUCCAUCUCUAUGGUGUUGAGUACUGGCAGAAAUGGAGGAGGGCGUGACUGGGCGUGACCUGUACAUAACUGGAGCUCUGCCUUCCUUGUGCCUUUAAUCUGUCGACGCCCCACCAGACACUUCCGAGUAUUUCCAAGUUCACCCCAUCAGAUCAGAGAUGUCGCUGACGUUGCGGGUCCGCAUCGAGGAGAAGAAUGUGGUGAAGGCGAUGCAGUUCGAGCCGCAGACGGCCGUGCUGGACGCCUGCCGCAUGAUCAGAGAGCGACUAGCCGACACCACCAACAUCACCAACCAUAAAGACUACGGCCUCUUCUUCUGGGACGAGGAGACGAAGAAGGGCUUCUGGCUAGAGCCGGGACGAACCCUCGAGUACUACCUUCUCAAAAGCGAGGAUGUGAUCGAGUACCGCAAGAAGCUGCGCCCGCUGCGCGUGCGCAUGCUGGACGGCACCGUCAAGACCAUGCUGGUCGACGACUCGCAGAUCGUCAGCAACCUGAUGGUGACGAUCUGCACCAAGAUCGGCAUCAUCAACCACGAGGAAUACUCGCUGAUCCGCGAGAAGGAGACGGAGGAGCAGGAGAACGUCAAACCCAACUUCGGCACACUGACUCUGCGCCGCAAGAAGGCCUCCGAUGACCGGGCUGUGGAUGCCAAGAUGGAGUCGCUCAAGAAGAAGCUGAAGACCGAUGACGAACUCGGCUGGGUCGACCACAGCAAGACGCUGCGCGAGCAGGGCGUCGACGAGAACGAGACGCUGCUGCUGCGGCGCAAGUUCUUCUUCUCUGACCAGAACAUCGACGGCCGCGACCCGGUGCAGCUGAACCUGCUCUACGUGCAGGCUCGCGACGCUAUCCUGAACGGUACGCACCCGGUGACGGAGCAGAAGGCGUGCCAGUUCGCCGGCAUCCAGUGUCAGAUCCAGUUCGGCGCCUACCAGCCGGACAAGCACAAGACCGGCUUUCUCGAACUUCGGGAGUUCGUGCCGCACUAUUACGUCAAGACGAAGGGUAUUGAGAAGAAAAUCUACAACGAGCACAAGAACUAUUCCGAACUGAACGAGCUGGACGCCAAAGUCCAGUAUGUGAAGGAGGCGCGGGAUCUGCCUACUUAUGGCGUCAGCUUCUUUUUAGUCAAGGAGAAGCUGAAGGGUCGCAACAAGCUGGUGCCCCGGCUGCUGGGCGUCACCAAAGAGGCGGUGCUGCGGCUGGACGAGAAGACUAAGGAGAUCCUGAAGGAGUGGCCGCUGACGACCGUGCGUCGGUGGGCGGCCAGUCCCAACACCUUCACACUCGACUUUGGCGACUACACAGAUCAGUACUACUCGGUGCAGACGACGGAGGGGGAGCAGAUCUCGCAGCUCAUCGCCGGAUACAUCGAUAUCAUCCUGAAGAAGCAGAAGUCCAAAGACUGGCUGGGUGUCGACAAGGACGACGACGCCAUCAUGUUGGAGGAGUCUGUGUCGCCCAACAAGGCCACCAUCAUCCAGCAGGGGAUGACGAAGAUCACUAAGGUAGAAGAGGACUCGCUGUCGAAGCCGGGCGUGCUGCGCACCGGCGACACGGGACCCAACGUCAUCGGCACGGGCCACAUGGGCGGCGCGCAACACGGCACCAUGCGCGGCCAGGUGAACCUGGCGCACGCCCCGCCCAUGGCGCAGCAGCCGCAGAUCACGUCGGUGGGGUCGGAGCCGCAGCGGGCGCUGGUCAACACCAUCGUGGUCGGCCACGAGGCGAUCGACUCGGCGCGCCGCCAGCUCGACACGCGCAUGCAGUUCCCCGAGCUCGGCACGGACCCGACGUCGCUCAAGUGGAAGGAGACCACCAUGGACACCAACAAGCAGAGCGUGUCGUCGCAGCUGGCGGCGAUGAACGCGGCCACAGCCCAGGUGGUGACGCUCACGUCCGGGCCGCAGGAGGAGGUGGACCACACCGCCGUCGGCGCGGCCAUCUCGACCAUCACCACCAACCUGCCGUCGAUGACGCGCGGCGUGCAGACGAUCGCGGCGCUCAUGGACGACAGCAUGUCGGGCGACCGGCUGAUCGGCGCCACUCGGCUGCUCUGCGACGCCUUCAGCGACCUGCUGCACGCCGCCGAGCCCGAGAAACAGGAGCCGCGUCAGAGCCUGCUGAACGCCGCGUCGCGCGUGGGCGAGGCGUCCGGCGGCGUGCUCACCAACAUCGCCGAGGAGACCGAGAUCAACACCGAGGUGCAGGACGUGCUGCUCGGACUGGCCAAGGCCGUGGCCAACUCCACCGCCGCGCUCGUGCUCAAGGCCAAGAACGUGGCGUCCACGUGCGACAACGAGGAGCAGCAGAACCGCGUGAUCGGCGCCGCCACCCAGUGCGCGCUCACCACCUCCCAGCUGGUGGCCAUCGCUAAGGUGGUGGCGCCGACCAUCCAGAACCCGGGCUGCCAGGAUCAGCUGAUCGAGGCGGCCAAGGAGGUGGCGCGCGCCGUGGAGGCGGUGGUGCAGGAGUGCCAGCUGGGCUGCCGGGACGAGGCGCUGAGCCGCGAGCUUGGCUCGGCCGCCACCGACGUCACGCGCGCCCUCAACGACCUGCUCAACCACAUCAAGUACGGCACCAAGCAGAAGGUCAAGGAGACCACGGACGAGACGUGCGUGGAGACGAUCAUCACCGUCACCGACAAGAUGUUCGCGCAGCCGUCCGACACCAAGGAGAUGGUGAACCAGGCGCGCAUCCUGGCGCAGGCCACCGCCCAGCUGAUCCAGAGCAUCAAGGAGGAGGCGUUCGCCACGCAGCAACCGGGCCCUGAUCCGGGUCAGGCCGAGGCGACGCCCAACUCGGACCUGCAGCAGCGGCUGCUGAGCGCCGCCAAACAGCUGGCCGACGCCACCGCCCGCAUGGUGUCGGCGGCCAAGCAGUGCGCCUCCGACCCACGCAACGCCGACCAGCAGCAGCGGCUGCGCGAGGCGGCUGAGGACCUACGCUCGGCCACCAGCCUGGCCGCCUCCGACGUCCUCCGCAAGAAGAUGAUCAAGCGGCUCGAGGACACGGCCAAGCACGCGGCCAGCUCCGCCACGCAGUGCAUCGCCGCCGGCCAGGGCGCCGGCCCGUACAACGCCAACCCGGCAGCCCAGGACGAGAUGAUAUCCGACUGCAAGCAGGUGGCCAACCAGAUCCCGAACCUGGUGCGCAGCAUCCGCGGCACGCUGUCCGAGCCGGACUCGUCGCGCGCCCAGCUCGAUCUGCUGCAGGCGUGCCAGUCGUUCGUGCAGCCGAGCACCAAGAUGGUGGACAGCGUGCGCCAGGCGCUGCCGACCGUCCAGGACGAGUCGUCGGCGCUGCAGCUGAGCAACACCAGCAAGCAGUUCAGCGCCGCGCUGGCCGACUUGCAGGCGUCGAUGGCGCGCGCCCAGGAGGCGUGCGGCUCGCUGGAGGUGGACGCCGCGCUCGACAUGAUCCGAGGCCUCGACGACGAGCUGGAGCAGUUCCGGCACGCGGCCGACUCGCUCCAGCUGAAGCCGCUGCCCGGCGAGACGGUACGACGUCUGAGUCGGCCCGCGCACAGUCUCAGCGCCUGCAAGAAGACCGUGGGCUCGACCAUGACUCAGCUGCUGACGGCGGCCAGCGAGGGCAACGAGGACUACGCCGGCCGCGCCGCUCGCGAGACGGCCAAUGCGCUGCGCGACUUCACGGGCGCCGUGCGCGGUGUGGCGGCCACCACCGACGACCGCACGGCCCAGCACAAGGUCAUCGACGCCGGCCACGACGUGAUGGGCUCGUCCAUCAUGCUCAUCGAGGAGGUCAAGAUCAUCGUCACCAACCCGCGCUCGGCCGACAGCCAGCGCAAGCUGCAGACGGUGGCCAAGGGCGUCAGCCAGGCGCUCAACAACACCGUCAACUGCCUGCCGGGCCAGCGCGACGUGGACGUGGUGCUGCACGAGAUCACGGAAACCACCGGCCGCCUGACGCGCCACCAGUUCCCGCCCGCCACCAAGCCGUACGGCGAGCUGCAGGGUGACCUGAGCCGCGCCGCCUCCCGUCUGAACGACGUGACCGGCGAGGUGGUACACGGCGCCAAGACGUCGCCCCGCCACCUGGCCGGCAGCACGCAACAGUUCGGCACCGCGUACGGCGACGUGCUGGAGGCCGGCAUGGGCAUGGCCGGUCAGACGCAGGACGAGCGUAACCGUGUCGAGAUCGUCGAGUCGCUCAAGUCCGUCUCGUCGGUCUCCUCCAAACUGCUGAACGCCGCCAAAACUGUCUCGGCCGACCCGAACGCGCCCAACGCCAAGAACAACCUGACGUCGGCCGCCAGACAGGUGACGGACGCGAUCAACAGUCUGGUGAACGUGUGCACGUCGGCGGCGCCGGGCCAGCGCGAGUGCGACAACGCCAUCCGUCAGAUACAGAGCAUGCGGCCGCUGCUGACCAACCCCACCGAGCCGGUCAGCGACAGCUCCUACUUCGAGUGCCUCGAGACCGUCAUGGACAAGUCGCGCAGUCUGGGCGACGGCAUGACCGGCAUCGCCAACCACACGCGGCAGCCGGAGCCGGAGCGGUUCGCGCAGUCGGUGGGCUCCGUCUCCGAUUCGAUCUGCGGUCUGAUCGAGUCGGCCGCGCAGGCCAGCUACCUGAUCGGCGUCUCGGACCCGACCUCGGUGGCCGGCCGGCCGGGCCUGGUCGACCAGAGCCAGUUCGGCCGCGCCCGCGACGCCAUCCAGCAGGCGUGCCAGGCGCUCACGGACCGCACCAGCAGCCAGCAGCAGGUGCUCUCGGCCGCCACGCAGAUCGCCAAGCACACGUCGGCGCUGUGCACCAGCUGCCGCGUCGCCAGCGGCAAGUCCACCAACCCGGUGGCCAAGCGGCACUUCGUGCAGGCCGCCAAGGACGUGGCCAAUGCCACGGCGGCGCUCGUCAAGGAGAUCAAGGCGCUGGACCAGGACUACAGCGACGCCAACCGCCAGCGGUGCGCGCAGGCCACGCGCCCGCUCAUCGAGGCCGUCGACAACCUGUGCAGCUUCGCCAACUCGCCCGAGUUCGCGUCCGUGCCGGCCAAGAUCUCGACCAAGGCGCAGCAGGCGCAGCAGCCGAUCGGCGACGCCGGCAAGCGCAUCAUCGACGGCUCGUGCUCGCUCAUCACGGCCGCCAAGUCGCUGGCGGUCAACAGCCGCGACCCGGGCCGCUGGCAGUCGCUGGCCACGCACAGCAAGGACGUGUCCGACUCGAUCAAGGCGCUCGUCUCGUCCAUCCGCGACAAGGCGCCCGGCCAGAAGGAGUGCGAGGACAGCAUCGAGAAGCUGUCGGCGAGCAUCCGCGAGCUGGACCAGGCCAGCAUGGCCGUGGCCAGCCAGAGCCUGGCGCCGCGCCGCGACAACACGCUGCAGGGCUUCAGCGACCGCGCCGAGAACGCCGCCAGCCAGAUCCUGAACACGGUGGACAAGGUGCGCAUGGCGGCCAAGGGCGAGGCGGAGCGGCUGGGCCACGGCGUGACCGCGCUCACCUCGUUCUUCGACCCGCUCGUCUCGUCCGUGGUCGGCACCAGCUCGCACAUGAUCAACACCAAGCAGCAGAUGAUGCUGCUCGAGCAGUCCAAGACGCUGACCGAGUCGGCGCUCCAGCUGCUGUACGCUGCCAAGGAGGGCGGCGGCAACCCCAAGGCCACGCACAUCCACUCGGACAUUGACGAGUCGGCCGACACCAUGAAGGAGGCGGCGCAGGACCUGCUCUCCAGCAUCGAGCACCAGGCGGCCAACGCCGGCUUCGUCAGCGGCGUCAUCGAGACCAUCAACAAGUCGAUGGUGCAGCAGGACUACACGGACAGCAGGGCCUACGGCGACCUGAGCUUCGUCGACUACCAGACGCGCAUGGUGAGGACGGUGCGCGAGAUCAGCAAGACAUCGCAGGAGAUGUCGCAGAAGUCGGCGACCGAGCCGGGCCAGCUGGGCCAGCUAGCGGCCGACAUCAGCCACCACUACAGCCAGCUGGCCGCCGACAGCCGCGGCGCCGUGAUGGUGGCCAACAACUCGGACAUCAGCAACCGUCUGCACUCGUCGGUGCAGGACCUGGGCCAGGCGUGCGUCGGCAUCGUGAAGUCGGGCGGCAGCUGCCAGGCCGCGCCCGGCGACCAGGCGGCGCAGCGCGACGUCGUCGAGUCCAACAAGCUGGUCCAGGACAAGGUGGCGCAGGUGCUGUCGGCCCUGCAGGCGGGCUCGCGCGGCACGCAGGCCUGCAUCAACGCCGCCUCCACCGUGUCCGGCAUCAUCGGCGACCUGGACACCACCAUCAUGUUCGCCACGGCCGGCACGCUGCCCGCCGAGAACGAGGAGGACACGUUCUCCGACCAUCGCGAGACCAUCCUGAAGACGGCCAAGGCGCUGGUGGAGGACACCAAGACGCUGGUGGCGGGCGCGGCCAGCACACAGGAGCAGCUGGCGUCGGCCGCGCAGAACGCUGUCGCCACCAUCCUGCAGCUGGCCGACGUGGUGAAGCUGGGUGCCGCCAGCCUCGGCUCCGACAACACAGACGCCCAGGUGAUGCUGAUGAACGCCGUGAGAGACGUGGCCUCGGCACUCGGUGAUUUGAUCCACGCCACCAAGUCGGCCGCCGGCAAGCCCUCCACCGACCCGGCCAUGCUCAACCUCAAGGACUCCGCCAAGGUGAUGGUCACCAACGUGACCUCCCUGCUGAAGACGGUCAAGGUGGUGGAGGACGAGCACAACCGCGGCACGCGCGCGCUCGAGGCCACCGUCGAGGCACUGGCGCAGGAGCUGCGCGCCUUUGACUCGGCCGAGCCGCCCAAGAACAAGGUGUCGCCCGAGGAGCUGAUCCGCGCCACCAAGCCCGUCACGCAGGCGACGGCGCGCGCCGUGGCCGCCGGCAACAGCUGCCGCCAGGAUGACGUCAUCGCCGCCGCCAACACCGGCCGCAAGGCUAUCGCCGACAUGCUGACCGCCUGCAAGGGAGCGGCGUACGCCGCCGAGUCGGCCGAGCUGAAGACCUGCACGCUGGAGGCGGGCCACAGCAUCGCGGCCGAGUACCGCCGCCUGCUGCAGUGGGUGCUGACGAUCCUCAACAAGCCGACGGCCGAGGCCAAGCAGCAGCUGCCGGCCGUCAGCCGCCAGAUCGCCCAGUGCGUCACCGAGCUCGUGGCCGCCGCCGAGCAGCUCAAAGGCGGCGACUGGGUCGACCCGGACGACCCGUGCGCCAUCGCCGAGACGGAGCUGCUCGGCGCCGCGUCCUCCAUCGACGCCGCCGCCAAGAAGCUGGCCAGCCUGCGGCCGCGCCGGCCCGUCAAGGAGGCCGACCAGGACCUGAACUUCGACGAGCUGAUCCUGGACUCGUGCCAGGCGAUCGCCGCCGCCACCUCGGCGCUGGUGAAGGCCGCCUCGUCGGCGCAGCGCGAGCUGGUGGACCGGGGACUGGUGAGCCAGCGCGCCCACUACACCAGCGAGGACGGCCAGUGGUCGGAGGGCCUGAUCUCGGCGGCGCGCACCGUCGCCGUGGCCACGCACAGCCUCUGCCAGGCGGCCAACUCGCUGGUGCAGGGCCACUCGUCCGAGGAGAUGCUCAUCUCGGCCGCCAAACAGGUGGCCGGCUCCACGGCCCAGCUGCUGGUGGCCUGCAAGGUAAAGGCCGACCCGGACUCGGCGGCCACGCGCCGCCUCCAGGAGGCCGGCAACCGCGUCAAGAAGGCCACCGACAACCUGGUGCGCGCCGCGCAGCAGGCCAUCGAGCAGGACGAGGAGCGCAGCCUGAUCCUCAACAAGCGGCUGGUGGGCGGCCUGGCGCAGGAGCUGGACGCCCAGAGUGACGUGCUGAGGAAGGAGCGCGAGCUCGAGGACGCCCGCCUGAAGCUGGCCGCCCUGCGUCGCGCCAAGUACGGCGAGGGCGGCGACAGCGAGGGCGAGGGCUACCUCAGCGGCUACGACAGCUCCACCAGGUACGACUCGUCGCGCCACGAGACGUCCCGCCAGGAGGCGAACGGCGCGCGCAACGUCAGCUACACCACGUCGUCGGCGCACUCGACGCCGCAGUCGACGCCCGGCAACACGCUCAGCAAGAAGUCGUACAGCGUGACCCGCGAGUUCGCCCCGGCGGCGGACCGUGGCGCCGACAUGGACAGCUCCAUCACCGAGGGACCCAGCUUCUCGGAGUCCCUCAAGCACUUCAAGAGCUUCGCUGGGACCCAGCACCCCCGGCCGCCCACAGUCGAGCAAGCAGCACCACAGCGCCGUCCUGUGACGCGCGGCGGCGACCCGCUCGGCUCGCUGGCCUCGGCCGAGCAAAUGCUGUCGCAGAGCUCUCAGCGCGUCGAGAAGACUAUCACCAUGAGCAACACGAGCCGCUCCUACCGGACCGGCCACACCUAGAGUCGCCGCGGCCGCCGAAGACGCCGACGCCGACCGGCGCCGGCGCGCUUCGGCCGCGCUGCUUCUCGUCCGUAUGCCAUUUAACU